Euleptes europaea (tarantolino) is the source of this 693-nucleotide messenger RNA. Its product is annotated as membrane-spanning 4-domains subfamily A member 15-like. Bases 28 to 693 code for a protein of 221 amino acids. The record is from RefSeq and is a predicted model, not a curated record. Gene Ontology annotation, cellular component: membrane. NCBI's taxonomy places the organism in Eukaryota, Metazoa, Chordata, Lepidosauria, Squamata, Sphaerodactylidae. The transcript is spliced from 6 exons.
CAUGUCGUAAGCUUCUUGCUAGUCACUAUGGACCUAAGGGACUCAACAACAUUGGAGUCCAUUUCAAUGAACGUAAUACCGCCUCCUGUGCCACAGCCAGUGAAGACGUUGUACAGGGGUGAACCGAUGGCCCUGGGGAUCACACAGAUCUUGAUCGGCAUCUUUGAAUUCACUUUUGGGCUUGUGAGAGCCAUGGCAGCAUAUGGUAUACAUUACUAUAGCCCUGACCAUCAUAUCACAACUCCAUAUUGGAUGGGAAUUCUGUACAUCAUUUCUGGAUCCCUGUCUGUGGCAGUUGCCAGGAACCCCAAGGUAUCACUGGUGAAAUUCAUGCUGGGGAUGAAUGUUGUGAGUUCCGUAGGAGCUGGCACCGGGAUUAUCUUGCUCUCCAUUUCGAUAGCACAUUCAAGAUACUACUAUAUGUGCGAUCCAUAUUAUACCAGGAGCGUACCGACUGAAAUUUGCCGUGAAUUCAUUACCAUCCCUGUGAAUCAAAUGCAGAGCAUAUCUGCGGUUCUCCUGGCCUUUACCAUCCUGGAGUUCUUCAUCACCAUCACCACGGCUGCCUUUGGGUGUACCAGCCUGUGCCGGAACAGCUUUAGCGAAACGACUGUUGUGAUUUAUCAGUAUGCACCCCAGGAAGACCUCCCGGCUUCCCUGCCAGCAAAAGGAAAAGAACAGAAACUGAGAUAA